CCCAGGUUUAGAUCUGCACAAGAACCAAGAUCAGGAACCAUGGCAUCCAUCCCAUCCAGCGGCUCGCUCAUGGCCACGCACAACUAUCGCAGAAGGCGCCUGAGCUCCACAUCCAGCACCAGCUCCUGCAGCUCAGAGUACUCUGGGGAGGUCAUCCCCCACGGCCCAGAUCUGCCCAAGUCUGACCCCGGCCAGUGGUGGGCCAGCUUCUUCUUUGGGAAGACAACUCACCCAGCCAUGACAACGGUGUCAGAGUCCCAGGAGAGCUUGGGAGCUCUGCGGGUGGCCACUGGACCACUAGCCUGUGCGCUGGUGGCCGCCCCGGGCGCAGGACGGAGGCGCCACGCCAGCGAGUCCAGCGUGGGACCCUCGGUGUGAGCGGGGCCGGCGGCUGCUCCCCAGCCCGGGGGGCACAGCCCCACCCAUCCAUCCAUCCCUCCCCACCCCUCUAGAGUAGUGGCUGCUCCAAGUAAACGGCGCUGCUUUCUGAUGGAGAACUGCAGCCACCCCGACGAUUCCACUCCGGCCUUUUUUACUCUCUCCCCAUGUAACUAAGCCCCCUCCAAGACUUGGUAACACCUUUUUAUUAUCUUCAACUCGUACAAUGGCAACCAAUAAACUUGAGCAGCCUUUUAAAAUGC
This is a messenger RNA of Ficedula albicollis (Collared flycatcher), 641 nucleotides long. It is a transcript of the gene PPDPF, whose product is annotated as pancreatic progenitor cell differentiation and proliferation factor. The coding region runs from base 40 to 378 and encodes 112 amino acids. The record is from RefSeq and is a predicted model, not a curated record. The transcript has 4 exons. Lineage: Eukaryota; Metazoa; Chordata; Aves; Passeriformes; Muscicapidae. Gene Ontology annotation, biological process: cell differentiation; multicellular organism development.